AUGGGUCUUGUUUUUGGAUGCUCCACCGUUGUGGUAGUCAUUAAUGCUAUUGCUUUGGCGUUCUUGAUCUUAGCAACAAUCACCGCUCCUGUUGUUUCAAUGUUGGGUUUGGCUGAAGCUGAUAAUGUCAAGUAUGGUGUUUUCGGUUAUUGUUCAAGCUCAGGUUCAAAUUGUUCAGAUGCAACUUUCCCUUACAAAGUUACUUCAUUAUCCCCAAACACAAAUGAUUGGAAAAUGGAUGACAGUGCAAGAGAUACACUUGCUAAGAUCUUGAUUGUUACACCUAUUGCUGCUGGGUUGACUCUGUUUUCAUUUAUUUUCAACUUAUUUGCUCAUUUCAAAGCUUUCGGUUCUUCAUUGGCAUUCUAUUUGAUUGGUUUUUUCUUCACUUUAUUAGCAUUUUUUGGUGCUGCUAUAACUUGUAUUGUGACAUUUUUGCUAUUUUUCCCACAUGUCACUUGGUGUGCUUGGAUCUUGAUACCAGCUGCCAUCUUGAACUUAUUUGCAGUUCCAUUGAUGUUUUUCGCUUUAAGAACUACACCAAGCUCUUUCAAAGAUGAUGAUGAAGAAGGCGAAGUUGAAGAUAAGAAUUUGACUGAUUUAAGUGAUGGUGAUAAUUUCAAAUCAAAUAAUGAAUUCAAGCUGGAUGAUUUUACUGGCCCAAACACCACUUUUACAAAUUCCUCAAUUGAUAAAAACAUUCCAUCAUCAACUUUGAAAGUUAUUACAAAUGAUACUUCAUCAAUGACUGAUCAAAGAUCUGGGUUAGAAAAGGCCACAGCUCAUGAUUAUUCAACUAAUAAAAACCCUACAAAAGAUUUCAACUAUAAUGGGCAAAUUCAAACCCAGCAUUAUGGAAACAACAACCUGAACAACGAAGGUACACCAAACUUGGUUUCUUCUCAAAACUAUAAUAGAGGUGGUGCUGUUCGUUCAGAAGCCCCAAGUAUCAAACCACAAUCUGCAAAACCAGAUUACAGCACUGCUGGUGCUUCUUUGUAUCCAAAAAGUGCAUAUCAAUCACAAAAUAGUGCUGUUCCACCUUCAAGAUCUCAACAAAGAUCUCAAUAUCAAGCUCCUCAACGUCCUUUAAACCAAUUCCAAUCUUUACAACAACCUGGUUCUUUACCAAGAAACGCUACAUCAACGUCUUCAUCCGGAUUAAAUACACCUGGUGCCCAGAAUACAAAUGCUAUUCCAUCAAGUGUGUCACAAUCAGGUGUCCCAAGUGGUGUACCAACAACUUCAUCAUCUGUUUAUAAUAACACUGAAUCCAAUUAUAAUAGUGCAAAUGGGUUGGGAAAUUCAAAUCAUGGUUCUUCAGCUUCAGAUGACUAUGAUAAUGAAUUGGCAAAUGAUAACGAUUCAGAUUUUACGUCUGUUUCACAAAGAGCUGUUAAUCCUCGUUAUUACCGUGGUGCUAAUGCAGCUCCAACUUUAUUUCCAAAUCAAGAACAACAACAAUUGGUUUCACCAUCACAAGGACCAGGAAGUUAUUUCCCAUCUGGUCAGCCUCAACAGCAACAAUAUCAGCAACAGCCAUAUCCAGAUUAUACAUCAUCGCAUUAUAGUGGAAGUGCUGUUCAACCAGGCCCAUAUUCUCCGCAACCUCAAUUCCAACCAGGUUCUGCACCAUUACCAUCACAACAUCAACAACCUCCAAGAAAAACUGCCUCCGAUGUUUUGUUAUCUACAAAUCCUGAUUUUAUGGUUUCUGGACCAGCUUUCCAAAGACAACAAUUCCCAAGAAGAGCAAAUCCACAAGCUACAGGAAGUUAUAGACCAGCUUAUAAAAGAGUUCAAGGUGGUAACAGUAAGAUAACUCCUGCAUCCCUGGGUGGUGAUAGUCCUUAUAAUUUCAAAUGA
Molecule: messenger RNA, 1866 nt
Organism: Hansenula anomala
Lineage: Eukaryota; Fungi; Ascomycota; Saccharomycetes; Phaffomycetales; Wickerhamomycetaceae
Gene: DCV1
Product: Dcv1p
Exons: 1
Coding region: 1-1866 (621 amino acids)
Cellular component (GO): cell division site; plasma membrane; growing cell tip
Source: RefSeq, a predicted model, not a curated record